Messenger RNA from Ailuropoda melanoleuca (giant panda), 930 nucleotides. RefSeq names its product olfactory receptor 4C15. Gene Ontology annotation, biological process: G protein-coupled receptor signaling pathway. Gene Ontology annotation, molecular function: olfactory receptor activity; G protein-coupled receptor activity. Gene Ontology annotation, cellular component: membrane. NCBI's taxonomy places the organism in Eukaryota, Metazoa, Chordata, Mammalia, Carnivora, Ursidae. The record is from RefSeq and is a predicted model, not a curated record.
AUGCAAAACCAAAGCUUUGUAACUGAGUUUGUCCUCCUGGGGCUUUCACAGAAUUCUAAUGUUCAGAAAAUAGUGUUUGUUGUAUUUUUGUUUGGCUACAUAGCAACUGUGGGGGGCAACUUGCUAAUUGUGGUGACCAUCACCAGCAGCCCAGCACUCCUGGGCUCCCCCAUGUACUUCUUCUUGGCUUUCCUGUCCUUCCUGGAUGCUUGCUUCUCCACUGUCAUUGCCCCCAAGAUGCUUGUGGAUUCCCUCUAUGAGAGGAAAACCAUCUCCUUUGGAGGUUGCAUGACCCAGCUCUUUGCCGAACACUUCUUUGCUGGGGUGGAGGUCAUUGUCCUCACAGCCAUGGCCUAUGACCGCUAUGUGGCCAUUUGUAAGCCCCUCCACUACACAACCAUCAUGAACUGGAGACUCUGCGGCAUUCUGAUGGGUAUAGCCUAUGGGGGAUUUCUGCAUUCCAUGAUACAAAUUCUCUUUACUUUCCAGCUGCCCUUCUGUGGCCCCAAUGUCAUUGAUCACUUCAUGUGUGAUUUGUACCCAUUACUGGAGCUUGCCUGCACUGACACUCACAUCUUUGGCCUUUUGGUGGUCGCCAACAGUGGGUCUAUCUGCAUCAUAAUCUUCUCUUUGUUGCUUGUCUCCUAUGUUGUUGUCUUGCUCUCUCUGAGAACCCAUAGUCCUGAAGGGCAGCGGAAAGCUCUCUCCACCUGCGGAUCUCACAUUGCUAUUGUGGUUUUGUUCUUUAUCCCCUGCAUAUUUGUGUAUGCACGACCCCCAUCUGCUUUCUCCUUUGACAAAAUGGUGGCUAUAUUCUACACCAUCCUAACUCCUUUGCUCAAUCCUUUGAUUUACACUUUCAGGAAUAGGGAAAUGAAAAAUGCCAUAAAGAAAGUGUGGAACAGACUAAUGGUUUGUAGUGACAAAUGA